This is a messenger RNA of Pomacea canaliculata, 5988 nucleotides long. RefSeq names its product ceramide glucosyltransferase-like. Bases 65 to 1270 code for a protein of 401 amino acids. NCBI's taxonomy places the organism in Eukaryota, Metazoa, Mollusca, Gastropoda, Architaenioglossa, Ampullariidae. The transcript has 9 exons. Gene Ontology annotation, cellular component: membrane. Gene Ontology annotation, molecular function: ceramide glucosyltransferase activity. Gene Ontology annotation, biological process: glucosylceramide biosynthetic process. The record is from RefSeq and is a predicted model, not a curated record.
GUGUGCACUACGCUGUGCCAGUGUGUAGAGAGAGACAGCAGACCAUUCGCUUCAUCAUGUCGAUAUGUCUUUUGUGGAAAUAGCUGCUACUGUUCUAGCUGUGAUCAUAUUCUGUGGAUCAUUGUUCGACUGGUUUAUUCAUGCCUUAGCUCUCUCAUUUGGGAUUCGACACCUGUACAAGAAAAUUGAACUUUCACCAGAUGAAGAACUUCCUGGUGUUUCCAUCAUCAAGCCAUUGACAGGUGUUGAUCCUCACCUGAAAAGCAACCUAGAAACAUUUUUUAAAUUAAACUAUCCAAAAUAUGAAAUUCUUUUUAGUGUGCAAAGUGAAGAUGAUCCAGCCAUCUUAGUAGUAAAAAGUCUCAUAGAGAGCUACCCCAAAGUUGAUGCAAAGCUCUUCAUUGGGAUUCAAAUAGUUGGGCCAAAUGGCAAAGUCAACAAUAUGGUCAAGCCAUAUGAGGCAGCAAAAUAUGAUGCCAUCCUUAUCUCAGACAGCGGAAUCAAGAUGGGGGAAGGCACUCUCACAGAAAUGGUGGCAGAAUUAUCACCAAGCACAGGCAUGGUACUACAGAUGCCCUUUGUAUGCACCCGCAAAGGAUUUGCCUCUGUGUAUGAACAGGUAUACUUUGGCACCAUGCAGGCUCGAAAUUGCCUAAGUGCCAAUGCUGUGGGUGUUAACUGUUCCACUGGCAUGUCCUGUCUUUUGAGGCGUGAUGUCCUAGACAAAGCAGGUGGACUGGCAGAAUAUGGCAAAUAUCUUGCUGAAGAUUACUUUAUUGCAGAUGCUAUUCGCAAACAAGGCUAUAAGGUAGGGCUCUGUACAACACCAGCCAUGCAGAAUUGUGGGCAGUACUCCAUUGGACAGUUUCAUGACCGCCUGGUCAGGUGGGCUUAUCUGCGUAUGUCAAUGCUGCCAACCCUUAUCAUUCUGGAGCCUCUGUCAGAGUGUAUGGUGAUGGGCAUCUUUGCCUCCUGGGCUGUGCAGUAUUUAUUUGACUUCUCAGCCAUGGGCUACUUCCUCCUCCAUGUGCUUCUCUGGUUUCUUCUUGACUACAUCCUCUUUCGGAUCGUUAUGGGAGGUCCUUUACCCUUUUCCAAGUUUGAGUUCCUUGUGGCCUGGUUGUUACGUGAGACACUGUCUCCCUAUGUCUUGUUUAACUGCCAUAAAAACCAGACUGUGACAUGGCGCAGCAAAAAAUAUCGCCUUAAAUGGGGUGGACUGGUGGAUGAACCUCAAGUACAACCACAAAAGACAGUCUCAGUGGUAUAACAAACCUUGUGGCUCUUUUGUGUGUGUGGCAGGGGUAAACUAAGUGGCGCCAGAGCAUUUAAGAUCAUUUGCAUAUUUUUUACAAAUAAGUAGGUUGUGCAUCAUCAGACAUCUACAUUACAGCUUGCUUGGAUGUGCAGUGAAAUCUCACGUGGACAACUGGUUGCAACAAACUGGAUUUGUAUGGGUGUGUUUGGUUACAAUCAUCAGGGGUGGUUUGGUCAGUUGUGAUUGUCAAAGUGUUGGUGCUAGUUACCUUGUGAUGGUCUCCUUUUUGUGGCAUUAAGAAAAGGAGGAUUUUGUAAGUUUUUUCAAUCUCUUUGAUUAAAAAUAUGUCAAAUAUAUUACAGUAAAUUUACAGAAGAAACAGUUAACUGUUAGAUGAAUACAAAAGCAGUUUCUAAGUUUUAUUAGGUUAAAUGCUGUAGUUAACGUGAUCCUGAAAAAAAAGCUAAAAUUGGUGUAAUCUAGUAAUUGUGCAUGAAAAAUGCAGCUUAUACCUAUCUCUGUUUUAUGUAAAUGCCUGGAAGAUUUAUAUGCACAUAAAUCACAAUAUUAAAGAGAUAUGGAGGUUUUCUUUUAACUGAUGUUAGGGUAAGGAGAAUGGAAGUUUUAAAUAUUUUUGGUAAAGGCUAAUUGCCUAAUAACAUCUGGCUCUUGACCAUAAUGGUUUUCGUAGUCCCAUGUGUGUGUGUGCUUCCCGGCAUCCACCCCCUGACUUUCCCUUCCCCCCCACCCACCAAAACAAAAACAAAACAAGAAAAGUUGGAAUUGUCUAUGGUUUAGCUAUUGUCAGUUUCUAAAUACUGUGUUCGCAUACAAGAAAAGUGUGGCACACAAAUGCAUCUUUAAAAAAUGGAAAGUUUAAGUGUGACAGUCUUCUUACCUUAGUCCAAUGUCGCAAAGGAAACAGGUAUCAGCUGUAGAAGCAAACAUAUUUUUAAGAACGUGAGGUUUAAAAAAAAAUGUAAUUGAUUAAACUAUCUUAUAAAAAUGUCUUUGUUAAUAUUGGAAUAGAUAAACUGGUUGUAAUGGUGUUCCUGCUUAACAUUUACCAUUAAGUGUAUGGGAUUUCGGUGAAAAACUGUGCUAGUAUCACGUCAUUUGGCUUUCUUUGGAUUCUGUUUAUUUGGUACUUCUCAGGUGUGUCUGAUUGCUAAUCCUUUUCACUAUGAUGUUGACUUCAAAGAAAAAAACAAUUGAAACUAUGGUAGGGAAUGUGGGAAGCCAAGCCUAACUUCCUUGAUAUGUAUGACUUGUUAUGGUGUGGACUUUAGGUAAUUUAUCAUUUGCUGUGACCUGGGCAUUUUGCUCAGUUUAUUCACAUAGUUGUUUUUUAAAAUGAAGGUUGCUUUUUUUUUUCUUUUAAGCAGAUGUUUGAGAGAGAGAGAAACUGCUGAAUCAGAAGAACAAUAUGGUUCUGUUGUGAGCACAUUUUUUUCCUGACUGUUAAUGUUUCUGAAGUGCAGGAGGUUUGCAUCAGUUUAGUUGAAAUGAUGGUACAAGCACAGGUUUUAGUUUUGACACACAGGCCCAAGCUAUGAUAUUGAAAAAAAAACCAUUCAGGGUACAGUGACAUUUGUAUUUUUUGUGUUGCAGCCAUUCAGUCAGCGUUUAUUGGCUGCAUUUUAAUUUAUGUGUGUGUGUUUUUCAAAAGAAUCAGGGAUAUUUUACUCGUCAGUCUCAUAGUCUGCAGUGCGUGUUUUUCGUGGAUAUUUGUGUGCGUGACAAAACAUAGUGUAUUUUUUUUCUCUCUAAUCCUAUGGAUGACUGACAUGCUGAAGCUUUAGUUUGUUUGCAUGCUUACAGAAUGAGUGCAACUUUCAUCUCUGUUUAUGCCAGCACGUGUCUCCUUGCGUAAAUAAUAAACAGUGCAUUACAAUAUUUCCCAAACAUUUUACAUUUUUAAUUCUUGGUUUCCAUGAAUAUGCUUUCAUUAACAAAGAUUAAAAGAAGAACGUCCUUAAACAAAAAAUAUCAACUGUAAAGAAUAUUUAGAUAUGGGAACCAUUGCGGGAAUGCUUUCAAAGCAACUAACACUUCAGAAAGGCUUUGCAAUUAUUUUCAACAAAUGCAUAAUUGCUUCAGUCUUUGUCCUUACCAACAUUUCUAAAUUAAUUACUUACACCAUUCUAAAAUGCUAUUCUAUUAAUCGCCUUUAAUGCUACCACCCACCUAUCCACCCCCUUGUGGGUCUUUUGUCCACUUGCUGGCAUGCAGGAAGCCUGUUUUUAUUGCUGCAUGAUUAGAUUUACAAGUAUGGAGUUGAUGUGUGUUAUGUACAAGCGAGACAUUGUAAGUCCCUGAUGUUAGACAAUUUCCAUGCAUACUUCAGUGUAUUUCAAAAUGUAUUCUAGUCUUUGGGUAAUGCAAAGUAUUGGCUGUGUGCUCACUGAAGAAAAUCUCAUGAAUUGUUCAUCCUUGCUGUUCCCUGUCUUCUGUUCCUGACAGCUCUUUCAUCCUCUCCCUAGUGCACAUGGCUGCAGCUGUUUCAUCAUGCAUGUUUUUUUGAUAAUUUCCUUGUGAGCAAGUAGUAUUUAUUUGACUAUUCACCUUGUUUUUGAAUUGUUGAAAAUUUGCCUGAUUUCUUCUUGUCCUUCCCUCUCUACCACCACCAUGGAAGCUUGAUAAAUCCCAUUCACUUAUGAAACAUUUUUUAUCAUCCAUUGUUAACACGAUGGCAACCGGCGUUGAUGAUGCCUGAUGUGCAGGCGGAGACCAUGCAGUAGUGCAAUGUGAAUUAUUAUUCAACACCACAACAGUCAGUGGUUUUCAUUGUGUAUGCAUCCCAUAUUCUUUCCCUUAUAGAGCUUGCAGGAGGACUGGUAUUAACAGUACAGUGUAGCAAAGCAUUGCUGAGUCACAGCAUCGUAAACUGUCAUAGGUCAUCAACAUCUGAUACAAGUUUUAAUAUUGCAAGUUGUUCAGAAAGUUUCAAUAACAUUUUAUUUUUGUUGCAUUUGGUAAUGAAAAUUUGUCCUGUACAAUGACUUCAUUAGAUUUGUUGAAAGAAUUUUUAGAAUCUUUAAACAAAAAAUACAUAAAAAAAAAAAAUCAUAAUUUUGUGACAUUUUAGAAACGAAAUCUUCCUGAUAUUUUGAACCACCUGCAGUGCUGGUUGACUGCUUAAUUCUGACUUGUUUUAUUAUAACAUUUUUUUUAUGUAAAUGAAUUCUUAGUUUUAAAACGUUUGCAGCAAAGGUUUGAUGCCAAAGCAAAUCUCAUGCUUUGAGUAAUGAUAACCAUGUUGCAGUAAACAUAUUAGAGUUUUUUCCGCUUCCUUUUUCGGUGAAACCCACUCCUGGUUUCAUAGUGAAUAUUUCCUUUGCAUUCCCUUUAAGCUGAUUGUAGCUGCCUAUGGGCAUCCAUUUCUAACCAUUCCUCAGUGUUUCCAGUAUGACCUCAUCAACUUCAUACAGUACCUGAGAUGAGUUCUGCAGUAUCCUCUUUUUCCAAAGUGUUCAGUGAUGAGUUCAGGAAUAUUGAGUUGAGGUUUUCUUCUCCGUCUUUCAGUGGCUGCUCCUCAAGUAUGCGCUCAUAUUUUGCUUUUGCUGUUUUUCCUUCAGUUCUUUAGCUCUCCUCCAACCAUACAUCCUGGUACUUCCACCCUCUCAUUCAUCAAAUGAGGUGGUAUCAAAACUGGCAAAUUUGUUUUAUGUAAACAAACAUUUGUGAAACUUAACUCCCCAGUACUCAUUAUAUGGCUUCCAAAAGUGAAUCGUUGCUUAACCUUCUUCCUUCUUCCAGAUGCUUUGUUAAGGCCUUGGAACAGAAGUGCCAUUGACAAUAGUUGUAUCUGUGUCUGACAGUUACAGUGAAUUUAAAUUGUAUUUGUUUCUGUCAAGAGCAAACUGUUUGAACUCAUGAAUUGAUGAAGCUAUGAAAUUGUCUGAUAAGUAUACAGUUUUUUUGGCAAAGAUGCAUAUGAAUGUGUAUGCUUUCCAGACCUUUUUUUAACAAAGAUAUGUAACCGCUCAGCAUUUUUGCUGAUCUGUUGAAUUCUUGAUAGAACGCUAUUUACCCAAAGGGGCUUGGCAGUUUAUUCAGUGCUAAUGUUAGACAAACGGGCGUGGCCAUGCCUGGCGUGAUGUGAGGUGCCAGCACCAGACUUUGCAUGUCUUUUACUUUUAUUAAUUUAGCGCCAGCUAGUCUGUACUAACUGAAGGGCCAAGGUCCUUCACUCUCAACGGGCAUGUUGCUGAGAAGGCAGCCAUCGUUGAACGCCGCGCUGGCUUGCUUCCUGCCAUGACGCAAUAUCCGUUGACGUUCAAACUUUGAGGAAGUGUCCUAGCUGUAACGGAUAAACAAGGAACCUGUGCACCAUAUCUCACAGGGGAUCAACACCGAAUUGCGACUCUGCUAAAAAUGUGGUCAGACGUGUUGUAGCGAUUACAGGACUCCGUGCGCACCUUCAUUGCACCCCUCCCCAUCCGGGCACGACCUGUCUUGGACCGGUGUUUGACGACCUAGCAUUGUCCACACCUGGUGCUCGACCUUGGUGUUAACAGUGCUCAGCACCCUACACUGUGGUGUGCAGAUCAAGGUGCUGUCAGGUGUAAACUGUCAGACGAAGUGACAAGCCCACACUGUAAAUCACUCGGGGAUCGUGUCGUGAAGAGGUGGUGGUUAUCCCGCUACAGCUGUUUUGCUUCCCAUGUAGUCUUGUUGACUGUCUUCUUGUCUCGACAUUUUAACAAUAAAUGUGACCUUGCUCAUUA